UAAAACUCAUUCGGCCUUUAACAUCUGUGUUUACACUUAAUUAUCUUAUAAACACAAACUUGUUAAUGACACCUAUAAAAAAGUAAACAAUGCGGCGAUUAGAUCGCAUUUGCCUUGAAUAUCUGCAAGCGUCUUCAUGAAUCCAAAUAUUUUUCACAUCGACGAAAAUGUGCGCAAAAAUGCCUUAGAAGAACAUAACAAGACGGAAGAAACAGCUAGAGAAGAUGCGAAAACAAUCCAAAUAUGGAUGAAAACACAACAUCACCUGCCUGAAGUCAUGGAUGAGGCCAAAAUUAUCAAUUUUUUAUUUAUGAAUAAAUUCAACGUCGAAAAAACCAAACGCAAAAUUGACACAUAUUACACUGUGAGGUCGUUAAUACCGGAUUUUUUUGAACAAACCAAUCCAAAAUCGCCACUAAUGCGCGAAGUUGUCGAUGCUUUAUAUUUUGGAGUGUGUCCGAAAGCCCUAAAUGACAAACACAGAGUGUUUAUAAUCAAAGUAAGAGAAUCGAAUAAAUUUGGACCUCGUGAAUUGGUUAUGCAUUCUGCGAAUGUGACAGAAAUGCGUUUGUAUGAGGACUGUUUUGGAAGUGGAGAAAUUUUGAUUUUUGAUAUGAUUAAUGUUUCAUUAAGCGAUUUGAAAAAACUUACUCCAACUGUGGUGGCGAAAAUUCUUGCGAUUUUUCAGAAAGUGUAUUCAAUUCGUUCGGAAGGAAUUUACAUCCUUAACAGUCCCUCGUACGUAUCCGUCGUAAUAUCAAUUUUGAAAUCUGUUUUAAAGCCAAAAAUAUUCGAAAGGGUACAAGUUUGUGAAAACACUGAUAUUUUAAAAACAAUUAUCUCCAGCGAAGAUAUCCCAAAGGAUUACGGUGGCGAAGGACCAACACUUGAAGAAUUGCAUGAAAUGGUGAAUCUGAAACUGGCUUUUUAUCAAGAUCGGUUUGACGAAUUGGAUCAUUUAAGAGUAGAUGAAAGUUUAAGAGCUGAGAAGCUUAACACAGAGGAGAUAUUGGGAAUUUAUGGCAAAUUUAAGAAAUUUCACUUUGACUGAGUUUAAGGUAGAAAUGUACAAAUAAAUAAAAAUUCAAUGUUUA
Tribolium castaneum (red flour beetle) is the source of this 1094-nucleotide messenger RNA. Its product is annotated as clavesin-1. Gene Ontology annotation, molecular function: phosphatidylinositol bisphosphate binding. Lineage: Eukaryota; Metazoa; Arthropoda; Insecta; Coleoptera; Tenebrionidae. Bases 137 to 1051 code for a protein of 304 amino acids. The transcript has 6 exons. Gene Ontology annotation, cellular component: membrane. The record is from RefSeq and is a predicted model, not a curated record.